Molecule: messenger RNA, 2160 nt
Organism: Wickerhamiella sorbophila
Lineage: Eukaryota; Fungi; Ascomycota; Dipodascomycetes; Dipodascales; Trichomonascaceae
Product: Putative lipase ROG1
Exons: 1
Coding region: 1-2160 (719 amino acids)
Molecular function (GO): monoacylglycerol lipase activity
Source: RefSeq, a predicted model, not a curated record
AUGGCAGAGGCUACUUCAGGAGACCUUAGCGGCUCUGAAGCAAGCAACAACAAUGUAUCCGGUCAAGAGGAUAUGUCUGAGGAAUUGGUUUUAUUUAGAAUGAGCGGUAAGCACCAUAUCGGGGACAUGACUCGCUUCAUAAUUGAGUAUUUACCCGAUCCCCGACUGCCGCCAAGAAAAUCGCUUUUACUGCGCGUCACAAAUACCGAGCUGGGUGCUCUAAGGGCAGCUUAUCUCAACGGGCCUUUCACAUUAUAUGUGGAUUGUCGUCCUGGAUCGUACAGAGAGGAUAGACGCGUGACGGACGAUGCCGAGAAACCUACUUACGACAAUAACGUGAGAGCUGGCCAGUCAUUCAAUUGCGAUCUUAACAUAAAGGAUCAUGUAAAGCAUACCUGGACUGUGGAUGUAUGCAGUGAUAUCAUGUUCUCAUCAAAAGCAGAGAUCUCUUUCCAAAUCGUCAUAGCGACCUCCAAGAAAACGGCAAAAAGCCAAGGCUCGCCAAGUGCGGAUCCAUUGGCUGAGGAGUUCAAAGUACACAUGCUUGACACGAUAACACUGUGGUCGCAGCCUUAUCCAAAGCCUGAUGUCCCUUUGCAUUUGGUGGUGCUGACCCAUGGGCUUGUCUCCAAUGUGACGGCAGAUAUGUUUUAUCUUAAGGAAAAUAUCGAUAUUAUGGCAAAGAAAACAGGUCAGAAUAUCAUCUGCAAAGGAUAUACGGGCAAUGCAGGCAAAACUGAAAAAGGAAUCAAGAAACAAGGCCGGAAAGUUGCUGAUUGGCUCAUGAGCGAACUAAUUCCAACUUAUCAUCCCGCUAAAAUCUCAUUCGUGGCUCAUUCUUUGGGUGGACUCGUACAAACAUACGCGCUGGGGUAUAUUGAGAAAAAAAUACCGAGAUUUUUCGAACAGAUGAACAUCGAGCUGGUGAACUUUGUUGCCAUUGCCUCUCCUUUCUUGGGCAUUACAUCUGAGAACCCUGGCUACGUACGAAUGGCCCUAGAGUUCGGUAUUGUUGGUAAAUCCGGGCGUGAUCUGGGGAUGAGUAGGUCAAUCACGGGGCGGAAACCAAUUUUAAAGCGGCUGCCGUACGGGCCCUCUCAUGAUGUCAUUGCUCGUUUCAAGCACCGGACCUUGUAUGCUAACGCUGUUAACGAUGGUAUUGUUCCGUUACGUACCGCAUCAUUAUUAUAUCUUGAUUGGAGAGCUAUUGCAAAGGCAAGUGCUGCCAAAUCUGGAAGCAAUGCUCAUGACUUCAACACCAAAAGAGACGAUAACAAGCGCGAAGAUCAGGUAAUGCGAGAGAAUGAUUCGAGUGGGGAUCUAGAUGAAAACGGAGAACCCAGGAAAAGUGGUGAGGAAGCUGAAAAAACUGGAGUUUCGUAUAAGUUGGCGACAUGGAACCCAUUUGUGAACCCAUUCAAAGCAGGUACCGCAAAAGCGAUUGUGCAUUCGCAAACUCGUGAUGAAAACGGAGAACCUCUGAAUCCAGAAAAAAUACACAAACACAAAAUCAGACUCCCCAAAAAGACUUCUCUGUUAGAGUCAGGGUUCUCGGCAUUUAUGCCUCCUCAUCCCGACAAAGAAUUCUUAAGUGACCCUUCUAAGCGAAGCGAUGUAAUUUUCCACGACAGAGUUUAUCAUGAAGAAGAUUUACCACCGCGGCGUUUCCGCAGCAAGAUUCUCGAGCGUGACGAGAUGGUAGAGCAGGCACAUACCGAAGAAAAGCUGGCUCGUGCAUGGCAUAAAGGCACGUCGUGGAGAAAAAUCUUGGUUCAGCUGCUACCAGAUGCCCAUAAUAAUAUUAUUGUUCGACGCCGAUUCAGCAAUGCUUAUGGCUGGCCGGUUAUUCACCACGUUGUAAAACAUCAUUUUGGAAUUGAAGAUGAGGACUCUGAUGCCAAUGAAAAUGAAGGCCUGGUAGCAGAGGUCUCGGACGACGAGGACGUUGAUCCCAGUAUACCAAGAGGACCAGAGCAUCCUAUAGUGCUGAUGCCCGAAGACGACGCAUUGAGGCAGUACGCCGAUGCCUCAGCAGAGCUUAGCGAUGACGAAGAGACAAAUUCCGGGCCAGAUGAGGCCUUGUCACUGUACAACAGCUCUUUAGGGUCUCCUGACUCACUCACAACUAAUGAUGAUCUGGGCCAAGCAAUGCUUGCCUAA